CUCCCGAUUCGCUCCCCGCUGUGCUCCGGCGCCGCUUCCGGGUGAUCGGCGCGGCUCUUCCGGCGGGGCUGGGCCAUGCUGGCGGCGGCGGCGGCGGCGGGGCCCGCUCCGGGCGGCGCGGAGCAGCCCGGCGGGAACCGCUUCAGCGUCCUGUCCUGGGAGCAGGUGCAGCGGCUGGACCAGAUCCUGGGCGAGGCCGUGCCCAUCCACGGCCGCGGCAACUUCCCCACGCUGUCGGUGCGGCCCCGCACCAUCGUGCAGGUUGUCCGUAGUCGCCUGGAGAAGAAAGGAAUUGCAGUCCAUAAUGUCAGGUUGAAUGGUUCAGCAGCUAGUCACGUUCUACAUCAAGACAGUGGCUUGGGGUACAAAGACCUGGAUCUCAUCUUUGGCGUGGAUCUGAAGACCGAGGAUGUCUUCCAGCUUGUUAAAGAUGUGGUCAUGGACUGCCUGCUUGACUUCCUCCCCGAAGGUGUCAACAAAGACAAGAUCACCCCCAUGACGCUGAAGGAGGCGUACGUGCAGAAGCUGGUGAAGGUGUGCAAUGAGACGGACCGCUGGAGCCUCAUAUCCCUCUCCAACAACAGCGGCAAGAACGUGGAGCUUAAGUUCGUGGACUCCCUGAGGCGGCAGUUCGAGUUCAGCGUGGAUUCCUUCCAGAUCAUCCUGGAUUCCCUUCUGCUCUUUGGAGAGUGCUCGGAGAACCCCAUGGCCGAGAACUUCCACCCAACGGUCACCGGGGAGAGCAUGUAUGGGGACUUUGAGGAGGCAAUGGACCAUCUCCGGAACAGGGUCAUCGCCACGAGGAACCCAGAGGAGAUCAGAGGCGGGGGGCUUCUGAAAUACUGCAACCUCUUGGUGAGGGGAUUUAAGCCCAAAUCGGAAGUGGAUAUGAAGGCGCUACAGAGAUACAUGUGCUCCAGGUUUUUCAUAGACUUCUCUGACAUCAGUGAGCAGCAGAGGAAGCUGGAGUGCUACCUUCAGAGCCACUUUGUGGGGAUGGAGAGCAAACGAUAUGACUAUUUGAUGACCCUCCACAGGGUGGUCAAUGAAAGCACAGUCUGUCUUAUGGGACACGAAAGGAGGCAGACCCUGAACCUCAUUGCCAUGCUGGCUGUGAGAGUCCUGGCUGAGCAGAACAUCAUCCCCACGGUCACGAAUGUUACCUGCUACUACCAGCCAGCUCCUUAUGUCAGUGAAAUAAACUUCAACUACUACGUCACCCAUGUGCAGCCCUUCCUGCCUUGCAAUCAGUCUUACCCAAGGUGGCUUCCCUGUAACUGAGCCAGGACAGACUUCAGGGGCUUUCCUCCAAGGUAACUUUGUGCCUUGGGGGGAAUGGGGAGGGUGGGGGCAAGAAAAAGAGACAAAGCAACCAACCUUCCUAGAACUGCAAUGAAAAGAAGCUUCCUGGACUCGAGUGCCUCGUUCCUGGGUUUGUUGGAAUGAGGCCUGUCCGCUGCUGUACACUGUGAUGGGAAGUGCAGUGCUAUGGAAACCAGAUGACCUGGACGUUUACAGGAAGACUCAAUUGCUUAUUGAAUUGUGGAGGUCAUGGGGGUGGGUGGGGGUGUGUGAGGGGAGAUUGUGGAAUUACACUAAGGUAGAGCUGCACUGCCCUGGAAUGGCUCUGAAUGGGGCUGGUUUUUAGUGUGGGAGGCAUUAGGGGUGUGCAGACUUGUGGCUUCUGAAGGUAGGAGCCAGAGUGGCGAAUUCCUUUGAAGGACCAAAGAAUCCUGUUUAAGUGCCUGUAACCAUACAAACACAACUGUACUGUAAACCUCUGCAGGGGCUGACAUCCCAGGAGCUCGAGUGGGGGUGUCUGAAGAGGCAAAUGUUUCUGCUGGGGAGGGAGGGGGGUCAUAAGAUCAUUUCUAGUAACCUUGCUGAAGCAUGACUGGGGCUGCAGGUUACGUGUUGCUGAGGUUUUCUGGCAUGGCUUCUGCCUGUAAAGGGCCAGCUGGAGCAAAGAGCUCUCCAAGUGGAGUUGUUUUAACAGGGGUGGGCUUGGAUUCCAUGUAAAUGCCAAAAUAGAAGUGGGGUAGGGGGAGUGCCUGGUGGCCAAUGCUGUGCAGAGCUGUCUGGAGAGGAGGCAGCAGGGAGAUACAUAGGAAUUGACUUCAAGUCUGCAGUGCCAAAGUGUAAUCAUGUACAGGAACGAUGAGGCAGAUCUGUCCAGGAGCCUGCCCCGGGCUCCUCUACCUAAUCUGUGUUUUGUAGGGGAAUUUGAAAUGCUGCUGAUUUGUCUUGGUUUUUGGUGUGCAGUGUGGUGUUCAUGCACAAAGCCAGAGACCAGCUGGGUUAUCUGGGGAGAUGAGGCUUGUCCUUUGAAGCACAAACCAGCUCGUUCACUCGUCAGGUAUCUCCAGCUGUUGCUGUGAUGGGGGCUGAAGCCUGUGGUGUUCUAGGAGAUAGGGAGACCUCUUCCAGCCUCCUGUGGUGGGGAUCUUCCCUCUAGCAGGGCCUAUCUCCAGAAGCAGCCUAUUUCCAGCGAUGUGAUUCCACAUGUGAGCUACUGAUAGCAUUUGAAAUUCAUUCCCUAGCUAGAAAUGGAGCUUGGGGGGGUGGGUGAGCAUGCGAAGGUCAGUUGGCCUUAGGGGAAAAAGUAUGUCUUAACAAACCCUCUUGUGUGUUCAGGGUUUGGCUCUCUCAGCCAAACGUGGCUUUGAAGUAGUCAGGUGUCUGGAGCAUCAAACAGUCUUUCACUGCAGUGCCUGCAUUGCCAUGCCCAUUCUUUGGAAUCAUCAUCUCAGCUUUAACUAUGCAUGGAGGGAGAGGUGGGCCAGCAAAGCAGGUGCUUCCUAGAGAUGCUGCUCUGGGAACACCGUGACUCCAUGGUGCUUCCUCCGAGGUGCUUGAGUAUCUUUAUCUUGGGGUUUGUUUUGUUGUGACACGACUGUACUAGCUGGGCAGAUUGAAUGCUCUAAUAAAGACUAGAUCCUUGGAAUGUCUAUA
Molecule: messenger RNA, 2952 nt
Organism: Neopsephotus bourkii (Bourke's parrot)
Lineage: Eukaryota; Metazoa; Chordata; Aves; Psittaciformes; Psittacidae
Gene: TENT5B
Product: terminal nucleotidyltransferase 5B
Exons: 2
Coding region: 76-1281 (401 amino acids)
Biological process (GO): mRNA stabilization
Molecular function (GO): RNA binding; poly(A) RNA polymerase activity
Source: RefSeq, a predicted model, not a curated record